AGCAGGGUCCCACUUUGAAAUGUUGUUGUGUCAUGUGUUGAAGAAGUGAAUUUGUCACUUAAAGAGUUUUCUGAAGCUCUCUAAUAAAAAAGGAAUCAAUCAACCGUUAGAUUUACCGUAAACCUUCGUGUUUACGUUGAAGUUUAAAGCGGGCUCGUGCUGUUUGUGGAUGGCUGUCGUUAGCUUACUGUAGCUAACAGUGAUGUCCUCGUCGUGGACAGAGCGCCAGGGAGAGGUGGGAGACCUGGGACACCUGAGUAAAGAAGAACUACAUGAACUGCUACUCCGACAAGAAAGGAUCCUCAGUAACAAGAGGUUAUUGCAGACGCUACCUGACAAAGGGAAAAAGAUAAAAGACUUUGCAGAUAAAGUGCGUCUUGCCAUUGAUGACCACAGUGAGGAGGAGAGGAGACGAAGCCUAGUGUCUGUUGCGAGGACAGAGUUACAGUCCAAGUACCAGCAGGCUUUUGCUCACCGGCGUGCUGCCUCCAUCACACCAGCAGCCUCGCAUCAAAACAGGCAACAUGACGCUGCUGCAGGUGAUGCUGCACAGGAGAGCGAGACCUCACCUGCCUCAGCUCAAGUGCAAGAAAACCACACUUUGGACGAGCAACGAGAGCCGCUUGUCUCCGGAGCGACUGCUGUGGAAACCAUGGAAACGGCGGGUCGUGGGGCCUCUCUGAACUCUGAUGAAACAAAAGAGGGUGACCUUGUGGAGGCCCUGGAAAGGGUCACGCUGUCUGGAACAACUACUGGUGGCAGCAGCGUAUCCAAAGAGCCAUUAAACAGCAGUGCAAGAGACAAUUACUUUCUCAGAAAGCAACCACCAAAGAAGCCUCACUAUAUAACUGUCCUGGAAAAAACAGAGAAGUCUGCAGCUUCCAGGAAGCAAAAAUUUAAACCAAAUCAGCUGCCUCAUAGAAGUGACAUCUCUCCAUCAGGAUCCUCGUCACCCAGUCAGUCCUCUGAAGGCUCAUCGCCGCUGUCUGCGCAAGCCAGGAGGGAGCAGGACAGAAAACACCUGGAUGACAUCACUGCUGCCAAACUCCCCCCUCUCCAUCACAAUCCAGCCCAGCUCCUAUCUCUGGAGGAGUCAGCUGCACUGCUGAAGGAGCAAACCAAGAAGCAGCUGGAGUUGCAGGCCAAGCUGGCAGCCCAGAAACUGUCUGAAGGAUUGAAGAUCUCUAUGGGGAGCUACACUCCUGACGGUGGCCCCAUGGCUGCCUACAGAGAGGUUCACGAUGAAGGAGCCCAGCUCUCCUCAGAGGAAGACUGAUCCUGGAGGGCCAGCUGGGGAAACCAGUGUGACCUUGGCCCUGAGGGAAAGAGGCUUUGGACCUUGUGAUCAGGACCCAUCAGACAGGAUUUUCACUCCAAGGGCAACAAUUCUUCAGAGAGGAAAAGGGUCUUUUGCAUGGUGUGAAGGAAUAGUCGGUAUCCCAGACUCAGCUCAGGAAAUUGAAUGACAGGUUGAGAAACUAGCUUACUUAAUUGUCAUUCAGUCUGUAGUGGGUUCAGUUGUUUCAGCGUCCUGCAGGAAUAACAACACCUUCCGCUGACUACGACGCUUAAGUGCUAAAUUUGAAACAUGUGUCAUGUGGGAAAGUGUUUCUUGUCAGCAUGCUGAGACUGAUGACAUCAUGGCUUUCGGAUCCUGAGAGUGCUGUUUGCUGAGGUUUCUGUUUUUAGUAUUUUUAAUAAUUCAAUUCACUUAAAGCUCAUCAGCGGUGACUGUUUACAGCUUUGUGGAGAAGCAGACGUGAGCCUGCAAAUAGUUAUGUCAAACUUCAAUGUUACAGAAUGUGUAACAUGAACAAAUAAAUC
Pelmatolapia mariae (spotted tilapia) is the source of this 1824-nucleotide messenger RNA. It is a transcript of the gene polr2m, whose product is annotated as RNA polymerase II subunit M. Gene Ontology annotation, molecular function: transcription elongation factor activity. Gene Ontology annotation, biological process: intracellular signal transduction; transcription elongation by RNA polymerase II. The transcript has 4 exons. Lineage: Eukaryota; Metazoa; Chordata; Actinopteri; Cichliformes; Cichlidae. The coding region runs from base 203 to 1276 and encodes 357 amino acids. Gene Ontology annotation, cellular component: nucleus; intracellular anatomical structure. The record is from RefSeq and is a predicted model, not a curated record.